AUGAACCUUAAAUGGCUGAUCUCUGUUUGGUGUCUACAUAGAGUUGCGCGAGCAAGACUUGCAGACGACAGUCGUUUCUCGUGGUUACCAGGACAGGAAGUCUCUGUCACAGGGUUUAUAGACCGAGAUUUUGCAACCACCAUGGCUGAACAAUUAACAGAAGAGCAACUUCGAGACCUGAAACUCGUGUUUAACAUAUUUGACACAAAUGGGAAUUCAGAGAUCGACGCCAGUGAAUUAGAGAAAGUUCUACAAGCAAUGAACCAAAACCCCACACCUGAAGACGUGCAAGAACUGUUGGAAGAAAUCGGCGCUGACGAUGGUGUGAUCACGUUCGAGCAGUUUUUACAAUGCGCGCCCUCUAGAAUGCGUUCAAAUGACGAGGAGGCAGACAUGGUAAAGGCAGCCUUCCGUGUCUUUGAUAAGGAUGGAAGUGGCUACAUUUCUAUGGAGGAAGCUAAAGAGAUUCUACAACGAGGAGACAACGGGAUCACAGACGAGGAAGUGGAUGAAUUCUUCCAAACCGCGGACCUCGACAGUGAUGGCAGGAUCAACCUUGACGAAUUUGCAACAGUCUUAAAUAGACCUUUUAUGGUGGAACCAAAUGAGUGAUGACAAAAACAACAUGUGCAAUAUAAACUGAGGUGACGCAGUUUGUCCUUUAUAUGUAUACGCUCCAAAUUAAUCAUCACAGAACGGUAUUAAACGAGAAUAUU
Messenger RNA from Saccostrea echinata, 716 nucleotides. RefSeq names its product calmodulin-alpha-like. Bases 1 to 612 code for a protein of 203 amino acids. Gene Ontology annotation, cellular component: myosin II complex. The transcript has 6 exons. Gene Ontology annotation, molecular function: calcium ion binding. The record is from RefSeq and is a predicted model, not a curated record. NCBI's taxonomy places the organism in Eukaryota, Metazoa, Mollusca, Bivalvia, Ostreida, Ostreidae.